This is a messenger RNA of Gadus morhua (Atlantic cod), 2453 nucleotides long. Its product is annotated as carcinoembryonic antigen-related cell adhesion molecule 5. The transcript is spliced from 11 exons. The record is from RefSeq and is a predicted model, not a curated record. Bases 134 to 1765 code for a protein of 543 amino acids. Lineage: Eukaryota; Metazoa; Chordata; Actinopteri; Gadiformes; Gadidae.
CGCUCGUCGUCCCUUUACAGUCUGCUAUUGCUCUUAUUCCGGUCAACAUGUGCCUUCAGUUGGAGCCCUGAAAGUUAGACCCCACUCUGUCCAGGUAGAGACUCAUUCUGCUGGCGCCAACCGUGAAGCCAUCAUGGAUUUGUUGAGAUUCGAGACGAUCCUCCUGCUCCUGUCCGUCGGAGGCGGAUCGGCCCAGGACGCACUGCCCCACGGGCCGCUGUACGUGGAGCUGGGCCAGAACGUCACCUUCAAGACACAGGCGGACCUGGAGAAGUCUUUCAUCACCAUCGUCUGGUCCAAGCACUCGGACGAGGAGGGCCUCCAACCCAUUAUCUCGCUGGCCGGCGCCACGGUGAACGUGCCGGAGGCAUACGAGGGCCGCGUGUGGCUGAACCGCACCAACGGCCGGCUGAAGAUGGGCCCCACCACCGCCGCCGACGACGGCGAGUACUCCGUCUCCAUGGUGGACGACAAGGCCGUCACCCAGACCGGAGAGAGAGAGCUGCGCGUGCUCGUGCCGGUGUCCAGCGUGCUGAUCGCCUCCUCCCCCCUGGAGGCUCUGGAGACCAACUCCACCGUCGUCCUCAACUGCUCCGCCCUGGGCUCCUUCCUCGACUUCAGCUGGACCAACGGCACCACCCCCCUGCUGGGCGACGGCAAGAGGACCUCCAUCUCCAACGGGGAGCAGUGGAGCAGCGUGACCAUCCGGGAGGUUAACCGCUGGGAACUCCGCGGACCAAUCGGCUGCAGCGCCACCAACAAGCUGGAGAAGACGAUGAACAGCGCCCCCUUCAACAUGUCAGUCCACUACGGUCCGGAGGCUGUGAAGAUGACCUCGCUGCCGGCGGUGGCGGCCGGGGGCUUCGUGGGGAGGGGCUCCAACAUGACGCUGUCGUGCUCGGCGGCGUCGGCCCCCCCCGCCGCCCUCAGCUGGCUCCACAACGGGAAGGCCCUCCCCGGGAAGACCGGCCCCACUCUGGUCCUCAGCGACCUCGGCCUGACGCAGGGCGGGACGUACAAAUGCUCCGCCCACAACGCCAAGACCCUGCGCACGGUCGACGCCCCCGCCGUCUCCUUCACCGUGAUGGAGGCCAUCAGCGGGGCGCAGGUCACCGGUCCCGCGGCGGGGCAGCUGGCGGGCGUGGCCGGGGGGGUCAACCUGACGUGCGGCGCGGCGGCCGGCGAGGUGGCCCAGUGGGCGUGGCUUAAGGACGGCGCCGCCCUGCCGAAGGACGGCCGCACCACGCUGUUGGCCAACGGCUCCAUGCUGAGGCUCCUCCCCCUGGCGAAGGAGCACCGCGGCGUCUACACCUGCAUCCUCAAGAACGCCGUCAACUCCGUCAAAGCCGCCUACACCCUGGUGGUGUUCUACGGUCCUGACAGCCUGACGAUCAGAGGCGAGAGCGCCGUGGAGGUCAACGACGCGCUGACCCUCACGUGCUCCUUGGACUCCAACCCCACCGCCGCCAUCAAGUGGCGCUUCAACAACACGGCGCGGACGGAGACCACCAAGGUGCUCACCAUCGCCACGGUGGCGUACCGCGACACGGGGCUGUACACCUGCCAGGCGUACAACGCCAAGACCCAGCGCAACGCCUCCAGCACCUUCAUGCUGUCCGUCAAAGAGGAGGGCGCCCUGGACCCCGAGGGUCUAUCCGGGGGCGCAAUCGCCGGGAUCGUGAUCGGCGUUCUGGCCGCUGUGCUGCUGGCCGUCGGCGCCUUCAUCUACUGCAAACGGAAACAGACGAUUGAGUCGCCCUACUAGAGACCUGAGGAGGCUCGGAGGUGCUGGCCCAGAGGUACCAAGCCGACCCUGUGAUGCCCCCCCCCCCCCCCCAUCUCCACGGCGACCCAGCAGCCCACCAAUCAGGCCACAGCUGCAGCUCCGCCCUCCACUCAAACAAUUGAAUACCAACCCAGGAGGAGUGCUGUGAUUGGUCGACUGGGUAGUCUUUCAGGGCUAGCAUCAGGAGUCUGGACUUGAUACAUACACACAAACACACACAUAUAUAUUCUCCAUCCCUCCCUCUCUCUCUCUCUCUCUCUCUCUCUCUCUCUCUCUCUCUCUCUCUAUCUCUCUCUCUCUCUCUCUCUCCCUCUCUCUCUCUCUCUCUCUCUCUCUCUCUCUCUCACUCUCUCUCCCUCUCCCUCUCUCUCUCUCAUUCCUCAACACGCACACACCUUGGGGUACUUGGACUUUGAAGACACAGCUGUGGUUCCAGACACACUCGGUCGGUCUCUAAAUGCUUUAAGACAUCUAACUGCCUUACGGGAAUCGAACGGGCAACCCUCACAGUCGUACUGCCCCUACUGCCACAACUUGUUUAAACACACACAAACACACACGCAUGAACACACACACAUAUAUGCCAUUCUGACCAAUGACAGAGCUCCUCUGUGACUCUGUAGCCCCACCCCCCUUAGGUACACACACCUACACACACACACACACA